AUGCAGUUUUAUAAGGAAAGGAUUCUUAACGCUGCACAGUUAAAAAGACUCAGUGAACAUAAAUAUUCGUGCACCAGUGCCAGCAUAUUGGACGCAUGGCUCCAACCUUGGUGGUGCUGGCUAGUGUCAAAAACGCCGCUAUGGCUCGCUCCGAAUCUCAUUACAAUUUUAGGUCUUAUAAUUAAUAUAGUCACAACGUUAAUUUUAGUCUGGUACAGUCCUGAUGCGAGGCAGGAUCCGCCGCGGUGGGCCUGUGCUCUUUGCGCUCUUGGAGUCUUUGUCUACCAGAGCUUGGAUGCCAUCGAUGGCAAACAGGCACGUCGUACUGGCAGCCAAUCACCACUUGGUGAACUCUUUGACCAUGGCUGUGACAGUAUAUCAACUGUAUUCAUAGCCCUAGGAGCCUGCAUAGCAGUCAAGUUAGGAGAGUACCCUACCUGGAUGUUCUUUCAGUGUUUCUGUGCGAUGACUCUCUUCUACUGUGCGCACUGGCAGGCGUACGUGACGGGCACCCUGAAAUUGGGCCGUAUCGACGUCACGGAGGCCCAAUACUCCAUAAUGGUCAUACACCUCAUCUCCGCUAUCCUUGGCCCGGACUUUUGGGCCACUCAGCUACCCACCAUCAACAUCAGCAUAAACCUGAUGUCGAACUAUGUCGUGGUCCUCUUGACGCUCUCCCUCGUUUUCGGCUACGUAAAAGUCAUUAUGAAAGGUGGAGUGGGCAAGAACGGCUCCACGGUCGCAGGCACCAGCAUUCUGUCCCCGGUGAUACCGUUCUCCUUCGUGGUGGUGCCGGCGUUCAUCAUCUUCCAGAAGAGCGAGUCCCACGUGUACGAGAAUCAUCCGUCGCUCUACAUCAUCGCCUUUGGAAUGGUGGCCGCGAAAGUCACCAAUAGACUUGUGGUGGCCCACAUGACAAAGAGCGAGAUGGAUUACUACGACUGGUCGAUGCUGGGCCCCUCGAUGCUGUUCCUCAACCAGUAUUUCAACAAUGCACUGCCUGAAUACUAUGUGCUGUGGAUGUGUACGAUAUGGGUCUGCAUUGACUUUAUGCGGUAUUGCGGUCAGAUAUGUCUAGAGAUUUGCGACCAUCUCAAGAUUCGGUUGUUUUGGAUCCCGUACCCGCCGGUGAACGUGCAAGCGAACAUGCAAACGAGCGCGCACGAAAGAAAUGUGACAAGUGACAGCGAGAAAUCAGAAUCGGAGGACUCGGCGCCGCUGCUUAAUAAUAACAGUAUUAUUACAUAA
Molecule: messenger RNA, 1248 nt
Organism: Parnassius mnemosyne (clouded apollo)
Lineage: Eukaryota; Metazoa; Arthropoda; Insecta; Lepidoptera; Papilionidae
Source: the annotation of a GenBank genome assembly